AAAAAUAAAAAAACACCUGGACAUGUGGUCAUAUGGUGUGACAUGGACAUUGCUGAAGCUGCAUUACUUGAACUAUACAGCUGCAUCCUGAAUAGCCUAUUUGAGCUGCAGCCUCUAAGAAAAACACAAAUACAACCAUUGUCGCCUUGUCCUCUCCUGCCGACCUGACCCACUUUCUUGGCUUUCUUUAGAGCAGAUGCAGGCGAGAUGGAGCAUCCAGCAGGAAGAGUUUAAUUAGAGCUUCGGAGCUCCUGUCUGGCUUGAAAGCUCUUUAUCCAAGCAGCUCUCUUCAAUCAGAGGCCACGGGUCAUGGGAGGAGCCUCAGUUUCAGUCCUACACAGAGGACUCGGUUAAGAAUACAGCCUGUUAGACCGAUGAGGGACGAGUACAAGCAGCCUGGGAACGAGUGACACUGAGGGCUUUGGUGACACGGUCUCCUCCUACUGCUCUUGGUGGGAUAUAAAUGAAGCUCACACACAGCACGAGCACAAUCCUGGACAAGGAGAGUCAAGUGGACAUAGACAUCAGACCUCCAAUUUGACUUUUUACUUGCGCAGCUAUAAGAAAUAACAUUACACAUUUAAAGAAAGAAAAUGCUGAACACUGGGAUCCUAUUUCUAAGUUUUUGCCUUAGAUUCGCAGAAGGAAUUAUGACAAAUUCUGAUUCGACAGAGAAAAAACAGUACCAGAUCCAGAAUGGGCCAUGCACAUACACCUUUCUGCUGCCAGAACCACAGAAUUGUGGCAGCUCUUCAAGCACCUACAACAACCAAGUGCAGCGAGAUGAUCUGGUUGACUAUGACAGCUCAGUCCAAAGACUGGAACAACUAGAGACCAUCAUGGAGAACAACACACAAUGGCUGCAAAAGCUGGAGAACUACAUCCAGGAGAACCUCAAACAAGACAUGGCUCAAAUUCAAAAUGACGCUGUGCAAAACCACACAGUGACCAUGAUCAAGAUUGGGACCAGCAUCAUGAGUCAGACAGCAGAGCAAACAAGAAAAAUCACCACUGUUGAAGCACAGGUAAUUAAUCAAACAACUCGACUUGAACGUAAGCUUCUUGAGAACUCCAUUUCAACCAGCAAACUGGAAAAAGAAAUUCUGCAGCAGAUAAAUGAUAUCAACAAACUGAAUGAAAAGAACAGCUUCCUUGAGAAGCGAAUGGAGGAGAUGGAGGGAAAGAGAAAUGCAGAGCUGGAGAACUUGAAGAAGGAGAAGGAACAGCUCAAGAAUCAGGUGGAGAAACAGGACAGUAUCAUAAAAGAGAUGGAGCAGAAGCAGCAGGAGCUGGUGAACACAGUCAACAACCUGAUCAACACCAUCUCUAUGGGUAGCAGUUCUGCAAUGAUGCAAGACAACCCAGAACAGUACAAUGACUGUGCUGCAGUUUUCAAGUCAGGGAACAAAGAAAGUGGGGUCUAUUCAUUGACCAUACCUGAUACAAAACAGCAAUUCAAGGCUUACUGUGACAUGGAGACAGAUGGAGGCGGAUGGACAGUAAUACAGAAGCGCUUCAAUGGCCUUGUUGAUUUCCAUCAAACGUGGAAGAAUUACACAAUGGGGUUUGGAGACAUCUCAGGUGAACAUUGGCUGGGGAAUAUAUUCAUCUCUAAGUUGACACAAGAAAAGAAGUACGUCCUACGGAUAGAUCUGACGGACUGGGAGGGGAAUACAGCCUUUUCCAAAUAUAAUCAGUUCUCACUUGAUGAAGAGAAACAGAACUACAGGAUACAUCUAAACGGCUACAGUGGAACAGCAGGGAGAACCAGUAGCAUGGGCCAGCCAGGAAGUGAUUUCAGCACAAAGGAUGUAGACAAUGACAAAUGUGUUUGCAAAUGCUCACAAAUGCUUUCAGGAGGUUGGUGGUUCGAUGCCUGUGGACCAUCCAAUCUCAAUGGUGUGUACUACCAGCAGGGGCAGAAUACCAAUCGUUUCAAUGGCAUCAAAUGGUACUACUGGAAAGGCUCGGCAUAUUCACUAAAGACCACGACUAUGAUGAUAAGACCAUCAGACUUCUGAGUCUCUAGCCCCAACCCACAAUGAUAACUGAUGUCACUGCUUUCCUGUCCAAUAAGGAAGCAUUUGGUGGGGAGAAAGUUUGACCUUCAAGUACCUCCGAAACUAGAUUUUGAAUCAAAAGAUAAAGCACUUGAAAAAAGCUUUGUUUAGCUGUUAAAUUGUUACAAAUAUGGCCUACAACACAUAAGGAUGGAGCACCGCCAAUGGACAAAGUUUUGGUCAAAAUGAAUUUUGAAUAAUUAUCAUGAACUGAAGGAGUCACAACAGCUGUAAAAGGGACAUACGUCUUCAGAUUGACCUACCUUGAUGCUUCACAGGAUUUCCUUCAAUUUGAAGCAAUCAUAUGAGUAUUUUCUAAAGAGUUUAUUUUGAUGUAAUAUAUUGUAAAUGGCAAAUAAUUUACAAAAUUUAGGUUUGAUAUAUUGUCAAUGUGACUAUGGUACAAGAGUGAAUUUGAUCAAUAAUGUUGAGGGGAUUCUUUGAGCUUGCCUGACAAAUUGCUUCUCUAUAUACUGUAGCUGUCAUUAACACAUGGUUUAGUGCUUUGGAUCUAUAAAAUCUUCUUGUCCAUUUCUUCAGUCGGCUAUGUUGACAGUGGCCCAAACUCCAUAGCAUUUCUCAUUAAACAACAUUGCAAAAGAGUGUUAAAAAUGUACAGUUAUAUUUACACUACCAGUGAAAGUUUGAACGCACUUGACUGAAUUUUUUUCUCAUGAUCUUCUGAGAAACUGAUGAAUCUCAUGAAGUUGGUUGAGAGAAUUCCCAAAUAUAAGAUUUUAACAUAUUUGCUUACCCUAUUUUGGUCACUAGAGAAUUCCCAUACCUAUAUUUGUCUUAUUGCAGAGUUUUGAUGACUUUGCUUUUACUUUAAAAUGUGGGAAAUAGUAAUAAUAAUUAAAAAAAAAUUAGUAGGUGUGUUCAGUCUUUUGACUGGUUAUGUAAUCAGAGUACCAACGCAGUCUUUAAAAAUGGGCAGUUAUAUUUAUAACCUUUGUUAUAACCUUAAAACAUUUGUGUCUUUUCAUGUCACUGUAUCAGUAUUUAUUAGGGAUGUCCCGAUAUUAUUGAGAACCAGUACGAGUAUAGAUACCGAUACCUGUUUUUUUGUUUUAUUUUUUUCUGAAUUCCAUAUUAAGUUUAUUUUAUUGUUCAUUUUUAAAUGGCGUUUAAAAAAAUUCAUUCAAAAUGUUAUCAAAUGAAAACAGAACAAGGAAUUUUCAAUGUAUUGUAUUUUUUUAAAUCAAAUGACGUGCUUUUAAACAGAACCUCACAGCAGAAUCCAAAAUACAACAUUGGAGUUAUUUUUGUCAAAUAUAGUGCUGCAUAACAGAGCAUCACAAAUCUGAGAUAUUGCUUAAAUAAAAUAAAAUUACUAUUGAUUUAUUAUUAGUAGUAGUAGGAGUAUUACAGUGAAUACUGCAUGAUGUCAUACAUUUCUUCCAUUUAAAUGUAGAUUUUUUUUUGGCGGAAGCUUUUAUUUUGAAGCCCUAUCCGUUUCUGUGUGUUCUUGACGGUAGCUUCUCACUUCCAGAAAAGCAGGUUGCUACGUGACUCAAAGUGAUUAUUAAACCGCAAAAGGCUGCUAUUUAAUGAAAUACAUAUGUAGUCUGUAUGUGCCUCGUGCUACAAAGUGAAUUAGCGGUCUGCUCGCUGUCAUUUGCUACAAACAGAGUGUGCAAUGUUCAUGAUGGUGUUUUCCAUGUAUGAGCCAAGGAGCUCUAAAAGGUAUGACCACUAUGUGUCUUUAUGUCAGCACAACAACUGCUCCAUACAUUCACUUUGAAGCACACAGCACAUGCAAACUAUACAUUUAUCUCAUUAAAUCACAGCCUUUGCUGUUUAAAAAAAAAAAAAAAAAAUCACAUUAGGACAUUACACGGUUUUAAUUUGUGAGCUGAAUGUUUACGGAAUGACAUUCGUACAUCAGAUGGUAUCGGUUUUUGUAUCGGAGCAUUUUCAUGAGCACGAUUAUAAGUAUCGGGACAUCCCUAGUAUUUAUCAUUUAUAAAAGUAUCAAAAAGUAUCAAAAUAACAAAAACAUGAGAAAUGUAGCCUUGGCACAAUUGUUUAAACAUUAGGGAAACCAUGCUUUACUCAAAAAAUAUUUGGGAUGUUUGAUUUUAGAUUACUCUAAAGAUUAUUCAGACGACCAGGCUGAAUUUCAUAUUUCACCAUACUGAAAUCCCUGUCAAUAAUUGUUUCGGACUAGUUUAAAAAAUAUUUUUAUAAGAGCAAAUCAGUGCAUGUACAAUUCUGUUUGCAUCUUCAGUUAACUGUUUAUUGAUGAUAUCUGGAGAGAUGGAGCAGAAAUGAGUUAUGGUAGAAAUCGUUAUAACUAUGAAGCACAGUUAGUAUUUUAAGAGAAUAAUUUAUUUGUUACAGCUAAAAUAUAACUUACAAAUCUUAUGUCAAUUUAUUUUGUGAUUUUAGACUUUAUGUAUUUAUGUGUGUUGUAAAAGGCCUAUUCACAUCAAGUCCACAAUUUCUGCACAAAAUACAUGCAGGACAAGAACUUGAUGUGAAACAAUGCACCUCUGACUGAAUAUUAAAUAUUAAACAAGUCUGAAAUAUUGUAACGAUAUGUUAUUUUACUUGAAAGGACAGUUCUAUUUUUUUAAUUGUCAGGACACAGAAUAAACCAUUAAGGUAUUAUUUGGUAUUAACUGUUUUUGUGAAAACAAUUAUGAAAAUUUGGCAUAAAGAUAGUAAGAAUUAUUCCCAGAAAAACAUUUUCAAUAGGUAAUAUAUAUAUAUAUAUAUAUAU
Myxocyprinus asiaticus (Chinese sucker) is the source of this 4785-nucleotide messenger RNA. Its product is annotated as angiopoietin-2-like. The coding region runs from base 594 to 2021 and encodes 475 amino acids. Gene Ontology annotation, biological process: Tie signaling pathway. The record is from RefSeq and is a predicted model, not a curated record. The transcript has 9 exons. Gene Ontology annotation, molecular function: receptor tyrosine kinase binding. Lineage: Eukaryota; Metazoa; Chordata; Actinopteri; Cypriniformes; Catostomidae.